Messenger RNA from Cajanus cajan (pigeon pea), 1478 nucleotides. Its product is annotated as zinc transporter 4, chloroplastic. Gene Ontology annotation, molecular function: zinc ion transmembrane transporter activity. Gene Ontology annotation, biological process: zinc ion transmembrane transport. Gene Ontology annotation, cellular component: plasma membrane. NCBI's taxonomy places the organism in Eukaryota, Viridiplantae, Streptophyta, Magnoliopsida, Fabales, Fabaceae. The record is from RefSeq and is a predicted model, not a curated record.
GUUCUAAGAUUUAACGCGAAUAGAUGUACUGGAUUCGAACCGUGAGCUUGCAUAAGCGUGUGAGUGUGAAAUUGCAUUGGAAUGAAAGUCCACUUUCCGAUCUCCGUUUCCAUUCCUUCCUAAGUCCCAACGACGAUCUUCCCCAUGUUUCUAACUCAGGAUCUCUCCUCGCUCUAUUAUGUCUUCUCAGACUCCGUAACGAGUGCGAGGUGCAAGAGAAGCGAAUUAGAGCAAUGCCGCGACGAGUCGGAGGCCUUGAUUUUGAAGUUGGUGGCGAUGGCGUCGAUUCUGGCGGCGGGGCUGGGGGGAAUCGCGAUCCCGCUGGCGGGAAAAUGGCGGAGGGAGGGGGAGGCGUUUAUGGCGGCGAAGGCGUUGGCGGCGGGGGUGAUUUUAGCGACGGGGUUCGUGCACAUGCUUCGGGACUCGUGGGAGGCGCUUUCGGACCCGUGCUUGGGGGGGAACUGGAACAAGUUUCCCUUCACGGGCUUCUUCGCCAUGGUUUCGGCGCUGUUGACCCUGCUCUUUGACUUUUUGGCCACUGGCUACUACCAGCGCAGAGAGGAGCGUGGGAAGAUAAAGGAUUUUGUCCAAGAGAACGAGGCGUUGUUGUUGGAAACGGGAAUAGUGGAGCUUGUUCACGCGCCGCAACCGCAUCCUCAUGACGUUCAAACUACCCUGCGCCACGUCGUCGUUUCGCAGGUAUUGGAACUAGGGAUUGUAUCACAUUCAAUGAUAAUUGGGUUAUCUCUGGGAGUUUCGCAAAGCCCUUGUACCAUGAGACCCCUAAUUGUGGCAUUAUCCUUCCAUCAGUUUUUUGAAGGAUUUGCACUUGGUGGUUGCAUCUCCCAAGCCCAAUUCAAGACCCUAUCAGCAACAAUAAUGUCAUGUUUUUUUGCACUAACAACACCAAUUGGUGUUGCUAUUGGGGCUGCUAUUGCUUCAAUUUUCAACCCUUACAGUCCAGGAGCACUCAUCACUGAAGGCAUCUUGGACUCCAUCUCUGCUGGGAUUUUAGUGUAUAUGGCUUUGGUGGACUUAAUAGCUGCAGAUUUUCUUAGCAAGAAAAUGCAUUCCAACUUUAGGCUGCAGAUAAUGUGUUACUGUUUGCUUUUCCUUGGGGCCGGAUUGAUGUCUACACUCGCAAUUUGGGCAUGAUCCUUUUCAAUGCUGCUGUAAAUUAUUUUUCAUUUUAUAUUGAUACAUAGGCGCUUAUAGCUUGAUUGUUUUUAGCUUUGUCAUAUUUCUUCCUGUAAAAAAUUAACUCGAGAAAAAGAUAGAAGAUACCCAAGAAUCAAGAUAGAUGGCUGAAAAGGGUGUGCUGACAAUUAAAGCACUCAAAAUAUGCCAAUACUCAUUAUACAAUUUUAAGCAUACCUGUAUAUAUUUAUCAGCCCAACUUACCUCAGUAGUUAGUUUAUAAAACAUGGUUCAGUAUAGCAUCGUUUAAUUCAACUUUAUAAAAUGAACCUUUCAAGUGA